AUGGUGUUCUUUUUUGUCUUUCUUCUUUUCUACUUUGCCCUGCUCAAAAUUGUGGUACUGUCCCGAUUUCAGGAAGAGGCUGACAAUCGCAUGCUACUGCUGAGCAGUUCUUCCGUAUCCUCUGCCUACACGACUAAUUGUCACUGUUGCAGAGUUAGUCAGGCCGUGCCGGUGUCGCCAGGUCCUGUCGUCUGUGAUUCGCCUGACGGUGGUAACCGCACUGUCUAUCCAGUCGCGAUGAGCGCAACACAAUGCACAUGUGAAGAGAAAUGCUGA
Molecule: messenger RNA, 276 nt
Organism: Protopolystoma xenopodis
Lineage: Eukaryota; Metazoa; Platyhelminthes; Monogenea; Polystomatidea; Polystomatidae
Source: the annotation of a GenBank genome assembly